UUUUGUGACUGCAAUGCCUUAUAGAGGCGAUGGGCGUUUCUGGACGCAGAUGGCGCUGUUGAGCAUAUAUUUUGUUUCAGUCCCGUUUCCCUCCAUGGUGUCUCCUCUCUCCGACUAACUUAGCGUUUGGCUCAGUUCAUUAUACAGUCCUAUAUUCUCCCUCCAUUAGGGCAUCUCUGCCUUUGGACUGAAGAUCCCACCAAAACCCACGAGAGAAAAGUUUUACUUUCAUAGGGCAAGAUGGACAUGAAAAAGAGGAUCCACUUGGAGCUAAGAAACAGGACACCGUCUGAUGUACGAGAACUUGUCCUUGACAAUUGUCGAUCUGUUGAAGGAAAAAUCGAAGGCCUCACAGCUGAGUUUGUCAACCUGGAAUUCCUUAGCUUGAUAAAUGUUGGCUUAAUGUCAGUCUCCAACUUGCCCAAACUAGGAAAACUUAAAAAGCUGGAGUUGAGUGACAACAGAAUUAGUGGCGGCCUUGAUGUUUUAGCAGAGAAACUACCCAACCUCACACAUCUAAACCUGAGUGGCAACAAAUUGAAAGACAUCAGCACAUUGGAACCGUUGAAAAAGCUGGAUAACCUGAAGAGUUUGGACCUGUUCAACUGUGAAGUGACAAACCUGAAUGACUACAGAGAGAGUGUGUUCAAGCUGCUGCCCCAGCUUACCUACCUGGAUGGUUAUGACAUGGAGGAUAGGGAGGCCUCUGAUUCUGACGGAGAGGUGGAUGGAGAUGGCGUAGAUGACGAUGAAGAUGAAGAAGGAGAGGAGGAGGAAGAUGAGGAUGGAGAGGAGGAGGACUUUGACGAGGAGGAGGAGGACGAGGAAGACGAAGAGGAGGUAGAAGGAGAAGAGGACGAUGAUGACGUCAGCGGAGAAGAUGAGGAGGAAGACUUGGGUCAGGAUGGGGAAGUAGAUGAAGAAGAUGAUGAUGACGAUGAUGAUGAAGAGGCAGAAGCUGGCAAAGGAGAGAAGAGAAAGCGAGACCCAGAGGAUGAGGACGACGAUGACGACGACGACGACGACGAUUAAGAGCAAAACGGAAAACGAGAGCUUUCCGAGUUACCCUUACUCCCCCACAAACCCGAACGUCCGCCCUCCUACAACUCGCACCGCCUUUGUAAUCCACGUCAACCCCCCAGCUCUGAGCUCUUUUUAUGGGACAAGACUGUACCGGAUGGGUGGGCCGAGUGGAGCUGCCGACCCCUUUUUUUCUCCCCACCAUGGAACUGAGAGCCACCAAACACCCUCCACCUCACCCACCCCACGGCCCCCAGGUUCUCAGGCAGCCCAGCACUCAGCAUUCCACAAUUUCACUGUCGACCCCUCUUUAUGUAUUCCCGUGUGAGGACUUUGGGACUGGUAUCUAGUUUUGGGUCUGUGCUUUUAAUAUUUUGUUGGAUGAAUUAUUUUUUGUUGUUGGGUUUAUUAUUUCUCUUUUUUUUUGUCUAUUUUUUUUCUUCUGUUCCUUAUUUUUCCCAAUCAAAUUAUUGCUAUAGCAGCUGUGCAACCAGCGAGCCAUGAUUUUUAGUGUGGCUGCCUGUUGCACAAAUCAAAGUUGUAGCUACAUUUUUACUUUCUGUAUGACAAAAAAAAAAAAUUUGUAAAUAAAAUGUUAA
Messenger RNA from Sander lucioperca (pikeperch), 1619 nucleotides. RefSeq names its product acidic (leucine-rich) nuclear phosphoprotein 32 family, member B (gene anp32b). NCBI's taxonomy places the organism in Eukaryota, Metazoa, Chordata, Actinopteri, Perciformes, Percidae. The coding region runs from base 241 to 1032 and encodes 263 amino acids. The transcript has 7 exons. The record is from RefSeq and is a predicted model, not a curated record. Gene Ontology annotation, cellular component: nucleus. Gene Ontology annotation, molecular function: histone binding. Gene Ontology annotation, biological process: regulation of apoptotic process.